Messenger RNA from Saimiri boliviensis boliviensis (Bolivian squirrel monkey), 1252 nucleotides. RefSeq lists its product as uncharacterized. The record is from RefSeq and is a predicted model, not a curated record. Gene Ontology annotation, cellular component: extracellular region; plasma membrane. Lineage: Eukaryota; Metazoa; Chordata; Mammalia; Primates; Cebidae. Gene Ontology annotation, biological process: negative regulation of inflammatory response. Gene Ontology annotation, molecular function: protein binding.
AUGUCAAGCGGAUGCCCCAGUGCCCCCCCCAGCGGACUCGGUGGGGACAUGGCUUCGCUGAUGCCCCUUUCCCCAUAUCUAAGUCCCACGGUCCUCCUGCAGGUCAGCUGUGACCUGGGUUUUGUGCGGGCAGACCGGCCUCCCUCUCCUGUGAAUGUGACGGUCACUCACCUCAGAGCCAACUGGGCCACUGUGUCCUGGGACGUCCCAGAAGGCAACAUCGUCAUUGGCUACUCCAUUUCCCAGCAACGGCAGAAUGGCCCCGGGCAGCGUGUGAUUCGGGAGGUGAACACCACCACCCGGGCUUGUGCCCUCUGGGGCCUGGCUGAAGACAGUGACUACACGGUGCAGGUCAGGAGCAUCAGCCUUCGGGGAGAGAGCCCCCCAGGGCCCCGGGUGCACUUCCGAACUCUCAAGGGUUCUGACCGGCUACCUUCAAACAGCUCAGGCCCAGGUGACAGCACAGUGGAGGGUCUUGAUGGAGAGCGACCACUGCCGACUGGGGAAGUGGUCAUCACUGUGGUGGUGUUGCUUAUGUGGGCGGCUGUAAUUGGGCUGUUCUGCCGUCAGUAUGACAUCAUCAAGGACAACGACUACAACAAUUCCAAGGAGAAGGGAAAGGGGCCAGAACAGAGUCCUCAGGGAAGGCCAGUGGGGACAAGACAGAAAGUCACCAUCCAUCAACACCAUCGACGUUUGAGGGAAGAAACACAGCCAGAAGAGAGAUGCACUAACAACUUGGGGAUGGGGGUGGGGUCAGGGAAAGCCCAAGAUGGUGAUCUGCUGGAGACUCCGAGGGUAAUAACACGCCCACAAUCUCAGGCCUGGUACCCAUCCUCUUUCCACCGUGAGCAGAGCCAGUCUGUUAAGAGUCUGUGCCCCUGGACCUGGGGAGCGGAGAUCAGAUGGGACAUCUCCUCCCAUCCCCUGGUCCAGGGGAGAGUCACUUGUUCUACCCUAUCCCAUUAGGUCCCAAAUGGGGACCCCAUUCCACCUGUAUCAGGACUCUCAGCAUCCCCAGCUGCCCCCACAUCUUGCCUCUGGGCCUCAGAGGGCGGUGUUUCUGUGGGUACUCCUCUUUCCCCAGCAAACAAAAGGAAUUGUCACAGCCUAGAGGCAGAUGCUGCACUGCACUACUCCAGUGUCUUCCAUGGAGCCUCAGGUGCUCCCCCUCUCACCUGGCAGCCCCUUCAGCUGCCAGUGAUCUCACUCCUUGGACAUUUUUCCAAUAAAGGUUCGUGGACAAACUGGA